CUAAACUUCAAUUUGUAAACUGUCGCAUAAACUGACAAAUCAAAAAAUCAUAAAUAAAUUUUACAAAAAUGUCUUCAGUACUUGUGCCUGAAAUUCCCGCCCCUGGUUUAUCCUUCGACAAUUGUCAAAGGAAUGCAUUCUUAGUUAAAAAAGGAUUCCCUAUGCCAAAGGCAACCAAAACCGGUACAACAAUUGUUGGAAUUGUGUAUAAGGAUGGCGUUAUAUUGGGUGCUGAUACCCGGGCUACAGAAGAUACUACUGUUUCCGAUAAAAACUGCUCCAAAAUUCAUUAUAUUGCGAAAAACAUGUAUUGUUGCGGAGCUGGAACAGCUGCUGAUACAGAAAUGACAACUGAAAUGAUUGCAUCCCAAAUUGAGCUACACUAUUUAAAUACUCAACGUGUGGUUCCCGUUGUAACCGCCAGCCAAAUGUUAAAACAAUUCUUGUUCCGUCAUCAAGGGUAUAUUGGUGCCGCUUUAAUUCUUGGUGGAGUUGAUAACGAUGGUCCACGUCUAUACAGUAUUUUCCCACAUGGUUCCACUGAUAAAUUACCAUACACAACGAUGGGUUCAGGAUCAUUAGCCGCCAUGUCAGUGUUUGAGUCACAAUGGAAGCCAGAUAUGACUGAAGAGGAAGGUAAAAAAUUAGUGCGGGAUGCAAUCGCAGCUGGUAUUUUUAAUGAUUUAGGAUCUGGUUCAAACGUGGAUUUGUGUGUGAUUCGUAAAGGAUCUGUUGACUAUUUGCGUACAUAUGAUGAAGCGAAUAAGAAAGGACAACGUCAAUCAUCGUAUCGUUAUAAGAGAGGAACAACUUCGGUUUUAGCUUCAAAACAAUUGAAAAUUGAUGUUGAAGAGUUUGUAACAAGAAUUACGCCCGAACAGAUGGAUACAUCUUCUUAAAUUAAUUCUACAUUUUUUUCCUGUAUUUUGAAUUUUUUUCU
Messenger RNA from Chrysoperla carnea, 940 nucleotides. It is a transcript of the gene Prosbeta2, whose product is annotated as proteasome subunit beta type-7. Gene Ontology annotation, cellular component: proteasome core complex. Bases 69 to 899 code for a protein of 276 amino acids. NCBI's taxonomy places the organism in Eukaryota, Metazoa, Arthropoda, Insecta, Neuroptera, Chrysopidae. Gene Ontology annotation, molecular function: threonine-type endopeptidase activity. The transcript is spliced from 3 exons. The record is from RefSeq and is a predicted model, not a curated record.